Messenger RNA from Fopius arisanus, 4304 nucleotides. RefSeq names its product hemicentin-2. The record is from RefSeq and is a predicted model, not a curated record. Bases 1380 to 4085 code for a protein of 901 amino acids. Gene Ontology annotation, molecular function: protein binding. Lineage: Eukaryota; Metazoa; Arthropoda; Insecta; Hymenoptera; Braconidae. The transcript is spliced from 12 exons.
UCAGGUCUCGACGUGUUGUUCUCUCACGAUUAUUUCAAUCGUGAGUUUUCACUAAUGGACCAAAACAAAAAAACUCCACCAAAAAUUACCCCUGCACCCCUCCACUCAAUUUCAUGAUUAAUGCACAAUAAUCUAGCAUUUGACGUGAACUGUUCACUCAGUGAAAAAAAUAUAUAUAAUAUGCCAUCGAUUGAUUGACGCAUUGAUUUUAAAUUCAAGCAAAUUCCACGGGAUGAAACAAAUCCGAUUGAAUGAAAAGAGAUAGUGAAGCCUAUCGCGUUCAAACGAAUUUAGGAGCAAGUGAAUAUCAAACGUGGGAUCAACCGAGUGGGUAAUUUCUAGAUGCAGUGAAUGUCGUUUAUUUUUUUUUUUUUAAAGAACCAAUACAUAUGCAUCAGUGUUCCAAACCACGUUGGUACACUCCCCGUGUUCGUUUAUUGAAUAACCAAUUGAUAAUCCCGCCACAUGCGCACAACACUGUGAAUUCGGUUGCGCGAUGCAUGCGCAAAGUUUUCAGUGUUAGCGGUGGGUUAAGAGAAACUAGUGAAAUUUAAUUGCAACUGGAUUCACAUAAUUAAACGGGAACGUAUAAAUUUUAUUCAAACCCCUGAGAGUUUGAUUUGAACGUAGAUUAAGGGGUUGAGAAUAAACUAGACGUAUUGAACUGAUUCAACUGAGAUAGAAUUUUGAAAUAGUGAGGUUUAAACCGAUUCUGUAUUUUUCUCACACAUGUCAACGUCUCAUUCACAUUUUUAUUAUUUUGCCUAGGUAAAUGUGCACCAGCCAAUGGAAAAUCCCAGGUGAUCGUCCGGGAUAUCGCGAGUGAUCAAAAAUCAAUCAUUUACAUUUAUCUACAUGGAGCGACAGUAGUUUUUGAUGGAUCGCACCGUGCUCCACUCUCGAACAACCAAUAAAUCACUUGAUUUUCGGGGGUUAUUCAGGAAGAGGGAAACAAGUGAAAAGAAAAAAAUCGGAAAUAACGUUGGGGUAUUGACUGUCACUGAAUCCGUGGGGACGCACACGGCAAAAUCAACGUCGAUCAAUUUACACAGUUGAACAGGCAGGGACAAAAGGGAGAUAACGAAUGUUGGAGAGACAUUACAGUCAAAUCAAAUGUUCAUCAGUGAGAUAUUUAGUUUUUGAUUUGUUGUUUAAAUUCGGGGAAUCACCGGGCAAAUGUGAAGAAUGAGAUGAGAGGGUCGUAGCAGCAGUUGGAAGAGCCCUCGGUGGCAAUUAGUGGGGUUCAUCAUGCCAAACAAUUCACAUACAAGUCUCAGGCGACAGUGAGAGCUUGACCGAGAGAAUAACUGGAGAAUCCCGGCUCUUGUGUUUGUGUGACAAGUAUAUGUGAUAGUGCGGGUGAAAAGUGGUGGGGCAAAAUGAGGUGGUGCAUAGCGGUGAUUUACCUAUUGGGGGUUGUUGGUGGUCGGGGACAGGAGUUGCAGGAUUUGGACAAGCCUGUGCCUAUCGCUGAUGUUUAUGGCGUGGCUGGACAUAAAGUGCAGCUACCGUGCGACAUUCUGACGAGAAGAAACGAUCGAGUUGACAUGGUACUCUGGUUUAAGGGCGAGGGUGGUCCACCCAUUUACACAUUCGAUGUACGCCAUAAGCAGUUCAACAAUGCUGAAUUAUGGUCAUCGCCCCGGGUUCUCGGCCAAAGGGCAUACUUCAUGACUGCCACACAUCCGGCUCACCUCAGCAUUGAUAAACUUGAGACUGCUGAUGCUGGAUUGUAUCGAUGUCGAGUAGAUUACAGCAAUUCACCCACUGCCAUGCAUCACGUUAAUCUCGUCGUCAUAGUUCCACCGGAAAAACCGAUAAUCCGGGAUCAGUCUUCUGGCAAUAUAUCUCACAUGGAGGAAACGUACAACGAAGGAAGUGAUGUGACACUCAUCUGUGAAGUUCGAGGUGGCCGACCUCCACCUCGAUUAACCUGGUACUACGAAAAUAAUGUUUAUGAUCUGUCGUACGAGUACAACAGUACCACUGGCAUUACAACGAAUUUCCUCUAUUAUCCUAACAUUGGACGACAGCAUAUUAAAACUAGGCUUGUGUGCCAGGCCAACAACACCAAUCUCGUGCCACCUCUCACCAAGCUCGUGAUCCUCGAUGUUAACAUGAAACCGUUGCUAGUGAAGAUCAUCACAAAAGAGGCUAAGGUAUCAUCGGGCAAGACAUACGCUGUUGAAUGCAGAUCAUGGGGUUCAAAGCCCCCGGCUGUGAUGAGCUGGUGGAAGGACAGCAAGAAAAUAACGGAAAUUAUUCAAAACUAUCAACCGGAGAACAAUCAGAGCAUCAGCAUCCUCGAAUUCGUGCCAAGCAUCGAGGACGACGGCAAGUACCUGACUUGCCGUGCUGAGAAUCCAUCGAUUCCCGACAGUAUUGUGGAGGAUAAAUGGAGACUAGACGUGCAGCAUCAGCCGGUGGUCAGCCUCAGAAUGGGUGUUACACUGAAUCCAAAUGGUAUCAAGGAAGGCGAUGACGUUUAUUUUGAAUGCAUUGUUAAGGCUAAUCCGAGGGUUUAUAAACUGGCGUGGUUCAAGGACGACAAAGAAUUGAAGAACAACGCAACCGCAGGAAUACUCCUGAGUGAUCACUCGCUGGUUCUCCAGGGUAUAACUCGAGGAGCAGCUGGUGAUUACAAAUGCCUUGCGGCCAACAGCGAAGGAAAAACAGCCGGCAAUACAGUUAAACUGGAAGUGAUGUACGUUCCAGUAUGCAAAGAAGGAAAAAGUGAAGUUAUAGUUGGUGCACUGAAACAGGAGACAAUAUCCUUGAUAUGCGCUGUGGAGAGUCACCCAGAGCCCCUGACAUUCCAAUGGACCUUCAAUAAUUCCGGUGAACUUGUUGAUCUACCGCAUCCCCGCACUCACGCAUCUGGUGCGCCAAAUAGCCAGAGUCCAGGUGAAAGUUUGAGGGAAUAUCAGCAGUAUCAUGGGCCAAAGCUCAACUAUACACCAUCGACGGAUAAAGACUACGGAACAUUGGCCUGCCGAGCAACCAACGAGCUGGGCAGACAACUCACGCCCUGUCUUUUCCAGGUAAUAUCAGCCGGUAGACCCCAUGCAUUGCACAAUUGCACAGCAGCUGAAAUGUCGAAUACAAUCGAGAUUGAUGAUUACAUUGGUAAAUCAGGGUCAGGGUUAACUGUUCACUGUUUGGAGGAUUAUCAGGGUGGUCUACCCACCCAGAGUUAUCAGCUUGAAGUUGUUGGUGAAGAGGACGAUGGAGAGAUACUUUUAAAUAGAACAGUGCCAGCUGGACCGAAUGGACCCGUCUUUGAGGUCGCUGGCCUCACCGCUGGCAGAAGUUAUCGAUUGUUUCUAUAUGCAGUUAAUAGCAAGGGUAGAAGUGAACCGACGAUACUCGAGCCUGUCACUCUGAAGGGUGUCGCCAUGUACACCACUGGUAAUACGAAUGCAUCGUUGCUGAGUCCGCUGUUGCUGGGUCUUGCUGCAAUUGCAACGUUACUUGCACUAGCGGUCGCUGGAAUUCUCGCUGCUCUAUACAGGAAACACUCCGGUGGUAGAUCCGGAAGUCCCAAGCAUGCACCAAUCGUCUGUGAGGCACCAAAUACUGGUGCAACUACACCCGUUCAUCCGGCCAACAAGCAGUCGGUUGAUGACAUUGAUCCGGAUAUCAUCCCCAAUGAGUAUGAGCGAAGACCCUUGACGUAUAACCCAGUCUACAAAACGCCACCUCAACGACGGAGGAAAGAACGUGAUAUGGAUGAUGGUACGUCGCUCGAGAAGAAGCCCAUUGUCGAAUCAAGUAUGGACAUGCAUUCUGAUCAGGAUGUGAGGCUGAUGGAUGGAUCGUUAUCGCCCACGAUAAACUAUCCGCAGAAUCAUGUGCAUCAGAAUACUUACAGUCAGGCACCCACAAUGGCCGACUUCAAGCAGAUGGCGAUGGACGCUUACAAUCAGAGGAAUCAUCAAAAUGUAUAUUACAGCUUGCAGAGGUCGAGCAAGGGAUUGGGUCCAAUAUCCCAGAGGCCGGUGUCCUCAUCCCUCUCGGCGCACGGAAAGUUUCACCAACCGGAAGUGGUCACACGCUCGAAUCGAAUACAGGAGAGUUGUAUAUGAAGAACACACACCGAGAAGAACGGACUAGGCACGAUGGUGUAGAGGUUCCACCCCCCGUGAAUGUGAGCCCUGGUGUUAUUUCACUGUGUAUUUUAUUAUUUUUUUUCUCCUUCUCUUUCUCAUCCACUGUUGAAGUGGGGCAUUCACGCGUACCCCGUCGUACACACGCGUACGAUCGAGAAAAAAUGUUUUUGCGGACCAGUGGCCUGCGUCAAGAGA